Molecule: messenger RNA, 945 nt
Organism: Cynocephalus volans (Philippine flying lemur)
Lineage: Eukaryota; Metazoa; Chordata; Mammalia; Dermoptera; Cynocephalidae
Product: olfactory receptor 2B11-like
Exons: 1
Coding region: 1-945 (314 amino acids)
Biological process (GO): detection of chemical stimulus involved in sensory perception of smell; G protein-coupled receptor signaling pathway
Cellular component (GO): plasma membrane
Molecular function (GO): G protein-coupled receptor activity; olfactory receptor activity
Source: RefSeq, a predicted model, not a curated record
AUGAAUCACAUGAAUGAAAAUUUUCCAGAGGAUUUCAUUCUCACGGGCUUUACCAAAUAUCCUUGGUUGGAUCCUCCUCUCUUCUUUGUCCUCUUGGCCUCCUACAUGUCCACAUUGUUGGGAAACAUUGCUAUUAUUCUGGUCUCUCAGCUAGAUUCCCACCUUCAAAGUCCUAUGUAUUUCUUUCUCACCAGUCUUUCUUUUUUGGAUGUCUGUUUCACUACCACAACUGUACCUCAAAUGCUGUUCAACUUAGGGGGACCCAACAAAAACAUCACUUAUAUAGGCUGUAUGUCUCAGGCUUAUGUAUUUCACUGGCUAGGUUGUACCGAAUGUGUCCUGCUUGGCAUCAUGGCCUUAGACCGCUAUGUGGCUGUGUGUAAGCCUCUGAGGUACUCUGUAAUCAUGGACCAUAAGCUCUGCCUGCAGCUGUCCAGCACUGCCUGGCUCGUUGGUCUGGCCAAUUCACUGCUGCAGUCCACACUCACAGUCCAGCUGCCCCUGUGUGGGAACCAGGUACUGGACCACUUCUUUUGUGAGCUGCCUGGUCUUAUUAAGAUGGCUUGCGUGGACACUACAAUCAACGAGAUUACUUUAGCAGUGGUGGCCACUCUCCUGAUAAUGGGUCCCCUCUCUAUGAUUCUUGUCUCUUAUAGUUACAUUGCCCGAGCUGUAUUUCGAAUCCCUUCUGCUGAUGGGAGACUUAAGGCCUUCAACACUUGCUCAUCGCACUUGCUGGUGGUGUCUUUAUUUUAUGGGCCUGGCAUCUACAUCUAUAUGCAGCCCACAGGGGAUGGCCCUCAAGACCUCACCAAAAUCUUGACCCUGUUUUACUGUGUUAUUACUCCUAUGGCUAACCCAUUUAUCUACACCCUGAGGAACAAAGAAGUUAAAGAAGCUUUGAGAAAAGUUGUGAGGAAGACCAUUUCAUCUAAGAGAAUAUGA